AUGUCUGAAUCUGCGGUGGUUGAAUAUCUCAAGCCGCGACCCGCGGAAGCCGUGACGCAAAUGCGCAACUCCUUGGCCGCGCUCUUCGCCCUAGUGGUUCUCACCUCGCUACUACCUCUACCUGAUCUGCCUCGGGCUCUAUUCAAGUACUUCUCUGCAAGAUAUAACUCGAGCUUUGAACGCGCCGCAGUAUGGACUGAACUUUGCGCAACAUGUGUUCUACUUGUGAGCUCGGCACAAGCAGCUUGGGGAGUAAUCUCUCCUCGAAAACCUGCUCAGAAGCCUGCUGCGACGCCAUCAAAACCACUGCUACCUCCCUCCACCGGAACAACGCCCAACUGGCGCCGUACGCCACAUGCGCUUUCCCCCAAUACUACCCCGCAACGACAGCGCUCUUUCGCAACUCCCACGACAUCUGACCCGCGUGGCCUUGCAUCAUCGUACUCCCUCAACUUCGUGCCACCGUCCCCGGGCGACUCCUCCAUCGACACAUCGGUGUCCUUCACGCCAUCCCCAUCCCCACUGUCGGCUUACAGGGGACGACGCUCGCUCGCUUCGUUGACCCGUGCUCUUGACGAGUCAGUGCUGGCACGACUGGUCAAUGAGGCUUCGGAUGAUGAGGAGUGA
Messenger RNA from Peniophora sp. CBMAI 1063, 627 nucleotides. NCBI's taxonomy places the organism in Eukaryota, Fungi, Basidiomycota, Agaricomycetes, Russulales, Peniophoraceae. The record is from the annotation of a GenBank genome assembly.